AUGAAGUACAUCAGCCUCCUUAUUACAGCAGACUUCACCAUACCCAUCUCCAUGGAAACUUCAACCUACUCCUUCAUCUUGUGCUUCAUCAUCUUUCUAUUCCUUAAGAGCUAUUUGCAGGGAACUAACAAAAGAUACCCACCAAGCCCUGGUCUCUGCCUCCCCAUUAUAGGCCAUCUUUAUCUCUUCAGAAAACCUCUAUAUAGAACACUAGCAAAAUUUUCAGACAAAUAUGGUCCAAUUGUAUACAUGAGAUUUGGCUUCCGACCUGUCAUUCUUGUAUCCUCCCCAUCUGCAGCUGAGGAAUGCUUCACCAAGCAUGACAUCGCUUUUGCAAACCGUCCAAAGCUGCUGGCCGGAAAAUACCUUGGAUAUAACUAUACCACGAUUAGCUGGGCUUCUUAUGGCUCUCACUGGCGCAACUUGAGACGCAUAGCUUCCCUUAAAUUAUUGUCAUCCAACAGCCUUCAAAUUUCUCAUAGUAUACGUACAGAUGAAGUCAAGUCACUCAUUUGCCAGUGUUGUCGCCGCUGUAAUGGAGGUGAGUAUCAUAGUUUGGAGAUGAAGUCAGCUUUUUUUCAGCUAACUCUUAAUGUUAUGAUGAGGAUGGUAGCUGGGAAGAGAUACUAUGGGGAAGAUAUAGCUGAUUUGGAGGAAGCUAAAAGGUUCCAACAAAUUGUAGCAGAGUCAUUUCAAUUGACUGGAGUUACUAACAUUGGAGAUUUCAUACCAGUUUUAAACUAUGUGGGGGUAAGCAGACUUGAAAAGAAGUUGGUGAUAUUGCAGAAGAAGAGGGAUAAGUUCCUGCAAGAUUUAAUUGAGCAACAUAGACAAAAGCAGAGAGACUCAACUUCUGAACAUAGGAGCAAGACCAUGGUGGAUGUACUGUUGUCACUGCAAGGAACUGAACCUGAAUACUAUACUGAUGAAAUCAUAAGGGGACUGAUGCAUAUUAUGCUGACAGCAGGAUCAGAUACCUCAUCUGGAACCAUGGAAUGGGGUCUAUCACUUUUGCUCAACAACCCUGAAGCCCUUGCAAAGGCCCGGACUGAAAUUGACAACCGCAUUGGCCAAAGUAGGCUAAUUGAGGAAUCAGACCUUGCUAAUCUCCCCUAUCUCCAGUGCAUCAUAAAUGAGACUCUCCGAAUGUACCCAGCAACCCCACUACUGCCUCCUCAUGAGUCAUCAGAGGACUGCACUGUCGGAGGUUACCAUGUUCCCCGUGGAACAAUGCUCUUGGUGAACGUUUGGGCCAUACAGAAUGAUCCUAGGUUGUGGGCAGAGCCUGAACAAUUUAAGCCAGAGAGGUUCCAAAAUGUACAAGGAGAAAGAGAUGGUUUUAUGUGGUUGCCAUUUGGGGCAGGAAGAAGAGGCUGCGCCGGGGAAGGCUUAGCAUACCGGGUUGUAGGACUGGCCUUAGGGUCACUGGUUCAGUGCUUUGAGUGGAAGAGACCUAGUGAGGAAAUGAUUGACAUAAGUGUAGGGACUGGGCUCACCAUGCAUAAAGUUCAACCAUUACUAGCAAAAUGCAGGCCACGCCCAACAAUGUUGGCCUUACUUUCUCAACUUUAA
This is a messenger RNA of Fragaria vesca subsp. vesca, 1572 nucleotides long. RefSeq names its product isoflavone 2'-hydroxylase-like. The coding region runs from base 1 to 1572 and encodes 523 amino acids. Lineage: Eukaryota; Viridiplantae; Streptophyta; Magnoliopsida; Rosales; Rosaceae. The transcript is spliced from 2 exons. Gene Ontology annotation, molecular function: heme binding; monooxygenase activity; iron ion binding. The record is from RefSeq and is a predicted model, not a curated record.